UCAUUCAAAAUGAACUUUUGCUACUUAGGAUUGUUUGUAGGAUUAUCCGUUUUUGCUGUUCCAUCUUCAAAUGCGUUGUACACAUAUCAAUCUCAAGCACCAAAAAAAUAUGUUAAUUACCUUCCAAAUCCCUACGUCUCGGCAUUGGUUACCGGCGAAACCUCAAAGCUGGGAGACGUUUUUUUGGAGUUCAAUCAAAAAGUCUACCAUGAAGACAACUUUCAGAUUUCCGUGCAAAUUACUGAUGAGAAAGGUGCAGUGAUCACGGAUAUUAUUGAGGGAAUAAACUUGUGCGAUCAACUUGACAUUGAAUUAAUGAACCUAAGACCUUUUUCUCCCAGUAAUAUCUUCGGUUUGACUGGACUGAGAUGUCCAAUUAAUUUUAGAGACGAUCGUAAACUGACAGACAUACUACCAUUCCAUUGGCCAGAGGAGCAUUAUUUUCCGGUAGAAAUAGGCUGCGGAGUUCGUAACUACCGAGUGACACUAUCAAAAUGUCUUGGACCGGGAUUGGUAUGCCAACCCCUGAUCCAAAGCCGCGUUGAAUCAAAUUUUGUAUCGGACCGGUGUCUAAAGCAGUCUUUCCUAAUAAUAGACUUGAUAAUGAUUAAUAAAAGUCCAACUGCCUUGUCUAUGAAAAGCGUAAGCAUAGUCGACAAUAAGCUAACAAAAGUUAGUAACUAUGCUCAUGACAACAUCGUGGGUACUCAAGUGGAAAACAUAGACGUGAUUGACGCCGAAACUAAUACAAUAGUGAUAGCCAAUGACAAUGACAACAACAUUAAAAUAGUAGAUGCCGGAGUUGAAAAAUUCCGCCUAAUCGACGCUAAAGUCGAUAAAGUUGAGGUAAAUACCGACACAAACAGCGUCGAGCUCAUCGAUACUAAUGUAAAAAGCUUGGAAACAUCAGCCGAUGACGUAAAAGUGAUUUCCGGAUCGGAUUGCGAUGAUAAUAACUUUGCUAUAAUCAACUCCGAUUCAGAAAAACACAGCCUGGUGGAUGCCUCUGUAAACGACAUCCUGCUGGAAAAUAAUAAAGACGGGGGCAUUGAUGUCUCUGAUAAUCAAUUGGAGACAAUUAAACGAGACGACGAGAUAAAUUUAACCGUAGAUCUGUAUCAAGAUGAGUAA
Molecule: messenger RNA, 1131 nt
Organism: Cotesia congregata
Lineage: Eukaryota; Metazoa; Arthropoda; Insecta; Hymenoptera; Braconidae
Source: the annotation of a GenBank genome assembly